Messenger RNA from Cloeon dipterum, 5140 nucleotides. Its product is annotated as transient-receptor-potential-like protein. Lineage: Eukaryota; Metazoa; Arthropoda; Insecta; Ephemeroptera; Baetidae. Gene Ontology annotation, molecular function: protein binding; inositol 1,4,5 trisphosphate binding; store-operated calcium channel activity. Bases 61 to 3018 code for a protein of 985 amino acids. The transcript has 16 exons. Gene Ontology annotation, cellular component: cation channel complex; plasma membrane. Gene Ontology annotation, biological process: calcium ion transmembrane transport; regulation of cytosolic calcium ion concentration; single fertilization. The record is from RefSeq and is a predicted model, not a curated record.
CCGAGUCCGUCGGCGGGUGGGCGGCUGCAACACGAGCACAGCCCAGGCCGCAACGCAGCCAUGGUGGGCGGCAAAACGGCAUCCUCGACGCUGCACUCACGCCGCGUCUCCUGCCUCGCCUCCUGCUGGCCAGGCUUUGGCGCCCUCAGGACGCAGAGUGGGAGGUCUCUGGAGGCGACGGAGAAGACGUUUCUGGAGGCGGCUGAACGCGGUGACAAGCACACGAUAGAGCGAUGCUUGCUGGCGCCCAGAUCGGUCAACGUCAACUGCACAGACCUGCUUGGUCGCUCUGCACUCCAGAUUGCCGUCGACAAUGAAAACGUUGAGCUCGUCGAAAUCCUCCUUCAGCAGCCAGACAUCAAAAUAGGAGAUGCUCUGCUGCACGCAAUUACGGAGGGAGUGUUGCGCAUCGUCGAGCUGCUCAUUGACCAUCCAAGCAUCUCGGCUUCAAUGCUGGCCUCAGGCUGGAGCCGCUCGCGACCUUCCACAGAGGAGAGUUCAGACUUUUCACCGGACAUCUCGCCCGUCAUCCUCGCCGCCCACUGCAACCAGUUUGAAAUCUUGCAGCUCUUCCUUGCCAGAGGUGCCUACAUCGACAAGCCGCACCCCCUGAACUGCUUCUGCCGGCAGUGCGAAGAGAGCAAGCAGUCGGACAGCCUUCGCUACUCUCUCAAGCGCAUCCACACGUACAAGGCGCUCGCCAGCCCCGCGUGGCUUUCGCUGACCAGCCACGACCCCAUCCUUUCCGCCUUCAAGCUUUCGUGGGAGCUGGAGCGUCUGGCCGAGCUGGAGAACGAGUUCAAAGACAUUUACAUGGAGCUGAGCUCGCAGUGCAAGCGCUACUCAUGCGAGCUGCUGGACCAGUGCCGCUCCUCGGAGGAGGUGAUUGCGGUGCUGAACCGCCGCUGCUCGUCCAGCAGCCCCCCGGAGCCCGCCCUCUACGACGAGGCGCCGCACUCAGAGCGGCUCUCUCUCGACAGGCUCAAGCUGGCGCUCAAAUACGACCAAAAGCAGUUUGUCGCGCACCCACAUUGCCAGCAGCUGCUGACCUCGAUAUGGUACGAGGGCUUUCCUAUUUGGCGGCGGCGUAGCGGUUUUUCCAAGGUGCUGCUGUGCCUGGCUAUCAUCACGGCGAUGCCCCUGCUGGCGGCCACCUACCUCCUCUUCCCCCGCACACGCCUCGGCAAACUCAUCAGGUCACCUUUCAUGAAGUUCAUCUACCACAGCGCCUCAUUCGGGUGUUUCCUGAUUCUGCUGGUGUUGGCAUCGACCAGGACGGAAGGCAGCGAGAUGUACAGGCAAAACACGCGCGGCCCAGCGCCCUCCAUGAUCGAGUGGCUCAUCCUCUUCUGGGUUUCGGGCAUGGUAUGGUCCGAGUGCAAGCAACUGUGGGAGGAAGGCCUCAAGGCAUACGUGCGGCAGUGGUGGAAUUGGCUCGACUUCAUCAUGCUCUCACUCUACCUCUGCACUUUCUCCCUCAGGGCGGUCGCCUAUUUGCAAAUCAACAUCAACAACUCCAGUUUUUCCACCAGGGAACUACCACGCAGUCAGUGGCCCAACAACGACCCCACCCUAAUAGCAGAGGGUGUGUUCGCUGUCGCCAACGUCUUCAGCUUUGCGCGCAUCAUUUACCUCUUCCAGACGAAUCCGCACUUGGGUCCUCUGCAGAUCUCGCUCGGCUGCAUGAUUAUAGAUAUCGCAAAGUUCCUCUUCAUCUUCUUCCUGGUGCUGACCAGUUUCGCGUGCGGUCUCAAUCAGCUCUACUGGUACUACGACUCCAGCACUGAGCACUGCAAACAGCGGCCCAAUGGCCAGAUGGAAUGCCAGUCUAACUCGGACGCCUUUACCACUUUGGACGUUACCUUCGCCACCCUCUUCUGGUCCCUGUUUGGUAUCAGUUCGCCGAAAAGCACCGAACUUGUAGACGCGCACCCUUUCGUGGAAUUCGUCGGUCAGGGCUUGUUCAUGGCCUACCACGUGCUCAGCAUCAUAGUCCUCAUCAACAUGCUCAUUGCCAUGAUGUCCAACAGCUUCCAAGUUAUCGAGGACCACGCUGAUCAAGAGUGGAAGUUUGCUCGAUCGAAGCUGUGGAUGAGCUACUUCGACGAGGGCUGCACCCUUCCACCGCCUUUCAACGUCAUCAUCAGCCCCAAGUCGGUAUUCUACUUCUUCAAGGGCAUUAAGGGCCUGCUGGUGCAGCUGUACAGCCGGCCCAAGGUUCCGCACGCCAACAUGCCUCGUCCCGCCACAGCAGAGAAAGGCCUGCUCGCGGACGGGGACACAAAUUCCACAGGACGCCAAACUUCUGUGGAAAGUUCUCAGGGGCCUCCAAUGCAGCAUCAGACACAGUACAACGAAAUUAUGCGACGCCUCGUCAACAGAUACAUCCACAAGAUGAAGAAGCAGUUCAGACAGGACGGCGUCAACGAGGAUGACCUACUCGAAAUUAAACAGGACAUCUCCAGCCUUAGAUAUGAGCUGAGGGAAGACAGGAAACGCGAGAGCGCACGCACCUCGGCCCAUCUGGACACGAUCAAGAAAGAAAUCGUGCGUUCCGUACGCUCCAGCCUGCCGACGCCCCCGCAGACGCUGCCUCCACCUCAGCAGCGUUCAUUCGACCUGGGCAUGCUCAGGGCGCAUCACCCUGUCGUUGACCUGCAAGUUCCACCUCCACCACCGCCACUUCUACAGCAUUCAUUACAUGGGAGCAUGGCGUCGACGGGUCUGUGCGGCAGCAGUUCAUCGACGGCGGCGAUGCGGUCCGAGUCGGCGCCACCGGUCGGCACCGAGACGCUGGAGUCGCUGAAACGCGAGAUCGUGGCUAGCGUGCGCGCCGAGCUGCGUGACGCGCUGCGGGAGCUGGCGAUGCAAGCGUCGGUGCCGUCGGCAAUGGCGUCGCCGGCGCUGAGCCACGGGCCACCGCUGCCGCCGCCGCUGAUCCGGCCGCCGGUGCCGCCGCCGGCACCGCCUCCGCCGCCGUGCGAUCUCUACAAGACGCACCUGUACACGCAGCUAUAGCUGCGGUCACCGGCGCCGCCGCUGCUGGCGGUCGGCGCCGACGCCGAGUCGUCGAUGGCGCACAACAACCUGCGCACGCUCGCCCUGUACAAGACAAGGAGGUACACCAGGAUUUGAAGAUUUUUUCCUCGAUUGAUUUUUAAUGUUAAGAUUAAGAGGCGAAAUUUGAACAAAGAUCGAAUAAUAAUAGUCGUGGCUGAACUCGCGGUGCUUAUUCUACAUGUCUAGAUAAAUGCGGCUUUAAUUUAAAAGUUACAGUUUAAUUUGUUAAGCAUGUAUUGCUUUCGAAUAAUUAACAAAAGAGAUAAGUAUUAAUGGGUUAUCUACAUUUUUCUUUUCUUUCUAAAUUUACUUUUGCACAUUCUAUUCUCACUUUAUGUUUCUUCAGUCUAGUUUGAUGGACAACCUUUAUUUUUUUUUAAUUUCAGGUGAUGUUUAUUACCAGUUUGGGAUAAAUGGGAAUUAUAUUCAUGUUUUCUGAUGCUUCUUGCAUUUCAAUAUUUAUUCACUAAUUAUUUCAAGACACUUUCCACUAAAGUCCUUUUUGAUAAGGCAGAAAUUGCUGCCUUAAUUGAGGAACACUGAAAUUUGUCUUCUUUCGUGUCAAAAGAUGAAUGAAUACCUUCAUUUAAUAGUAACAAAACAGCAACUUCGUCCACUUCACACACGUGCGAGUUAAUUUUUCUCUCUUGGCCACCCUCCCUCGUUAAAAAUUAUAAUAAAUAAAAUGCAUUUAGAGUAGAUCCCGUUGGGUUAAUUUUCCUUGUAAUUUCACUGGCAAUACUUCUAUCACCAAAAAUCGUGGGUGAAUGUUUGAAUGGCACUGGUAAAUAUGAUUUAUGCACACGUAUAUUUAAUGCUAUCAGUCCACAAAAUAAAUGGCACACUUGACUAGUCGCAUUAGUUGUAAUUGUUAGCCAAAUUCCGCCUGAGAACAAAGUCAAAUUAUCGAUUAAAUAUAAGAAAAAAUUUGGAAACUCUGCCAAGAAAUACCAAUGCAAUGAGUUUUGUGCUUUCCAAUAUAAAUAAAAAAUUAGGACAGCGCUGUAGAAAAUUCAUCGGUUUUUGGUGUCAAGAGACUAUAGAGAUGCAUCAAUUUAUAAUAUGUACACAGGCAAAGAAAGGAGAAGAGAGCAUCAUCAAAAUUAGGUUAUAUCACACAACACGCUGCAUUUUAUAUAUUUUAAGAUAAAAUAUCGCCUCAUGUUGACGCUGUGAAAGAAUGAAAUGAUUCGCCAAUUUUUCAGAUUGAGAGAAUAAAUUGUAAGGUACCUUUGCAUGAAGUGGUGCCAUAAAUUAUAUAGAAUAUUGACGUAUACACACCUCCAAUUUAUCACAAAUUGUUUAAUUAGAAUGCCAUAUACUAGAAAUAUGGAUAUGAAUAGCAAUUUUUUCAUGUUCGAUAGCCAUGAGACACUAAGCGAAAACUCGGAUUUUAACUGGCGGAAGAAAAGGUCGGAUUACUAUUGUUCUUACAGGUGCAGCUAUCCUGCGUACAUGAAAAAUAACGGCGGAUGAAAUAUUUCUCAAUAAAUCUACUGUAUUUAAAGUGCUACAUAAUAUAAAUUAAAUUCUAAUCCAAAAUGGAACUUAACUACAUUCCCGCACAUGUUGAAAAUACGCCUUGGUUCAUUCCUUGGUCAAAUUAUACAUAUUAAUUAUUAUUUGACGGAAAUAUUUUUGCUUUAUCUUUUACUUUUUGGAUCGCAAUAAAUCUUUUUAUCAUUUCAUUGAAAUCAGGGUUGUGAAUAUAUGUCACUUGUAUUACUCCCAUUUCCAAAAUUUGCUCAAAUUUUUGUAAAUCAUGAACAAAUAAAGCUACAACAGAUAAAAGGGUCCACUAAAACGUGCGAUAAAAUCGUCGCCUCGAUAACGCUGAUCAAAUAAAUUUGCAGAGAAUAUGUGAAACAAUGUUACACCACACAUAUAUAAAAAUUAUAUAGUUUUGAAAAAUGUAAAUGCGCAUGAAGUCGAUAUUAGUGUUAAAAUAUCAAUUAUUGUUGCACCGUUAUACAUACCAAUUAAUAUACUGGGAACGAAAACGACGAGGACGCUAAGGACACAUUUGUGUUGAAUAGAAAGCAAAGCAAUAAAGGGAUAGGAAUUUUUGUUACACGAAAAA